This is a messenger RNA of Chondrus crispus (carragheen), 915 nucleotides long. RefSeq lists its product as hypothetical. The record is from RefSeq and is a predicted model, not a curated record. The transcript has 2 exons. NCBI's taxonomy places the organism in Eukaryota, Rhodophyta, Florideophyceae, Gigartinales, Gigartinaceae. Bases 1 to 483 code for a protein of 160 amino acids.
AUGGACGAUGCCUCUGAUCUUGUCGACGCCUCUAGCUCAGCGGGGAGCACCACCGAUCCGGAUGGUAGCGAUAACGGCGAGGCUAGCGACACCAGCGACUGCGAGCAGAACGAGCCUACCAGCUUGAUCUCAAGCCUGCCGGCAGAAGAGCGCUGUGUGCAUGUCGUGUCGGGGGAGACGCGCGUUAGCAUUCUCACUGUGGGCUGGUUUGUCGAGCGCGCUAUCGUGCACAAUUUGAAGAACUUCUACGCGAUGUACCCCGCGUCUGUGAUGCGCUUCAGGCAGAAGCUUUAUGCAGAGUUUGCUGAAGGGGAUGAAAGCGUCAAUUGUUCUGUCGUGGUGGAUAGGCUGCUGGAAAGAGAUUUGCAGGAAAGAAGACGGAUGGAGAUGAAAGCAAGGGCCAACGAAUGGAAGAAGGAGGACGACAACGUGAGUGAUCUGGAACUGCAGAGCGAGGACGAAGACUGGGAUGAUGUGGAAUAGGGCUUCCGAAAUGUACAGGACAAUUUUGUUGCAGGUGACGAAGGGGGAAUUAUGGUUGUGAGUUAUAUGGGGGUUCCCCCGGCAGUGCGCACGGGGGAUGCUUGCACGUCGUAUUGCUCGCUGCGUCGGGGACGUGAUAGAGAAUUUUUAGGCUUGUCGUUCGGUUACCCCACGAACAGGAGUCGCUAAUUUCUUUGUAGAAGAGUAGCUUGGACUAUGCCCUUUUCGCGGGCACCAGCGCGGCUCGACGCUGCGAAGGAGGCCAGACGCGUUAGCAAGACGCUGUUGUAAAAGCACUUAGUAUUAUCGUAUGGCAGGAUGUUUGAGCAGCUACGUAGAGAUAUUUGCUCUGUCCCAGCCUCGUACACGUAUCAUAACAACCACAGGGUUGGGCUCGCCCCCAGCUCACAAAAGUUCAGCCUUUCCUCUCGA